CACGAUUUUCAGAAGUCAUCACGAUGCUGGCAUCAAGACUGACGGCGAGAUGGCGUGCGAGGCUAAGUCUUGCGGUGUCGUCAUGCCUGAUGCUGUGUGUCGGGUCGUCGUAUGCGAUAUCUGCAUGGAACUCCCAGCUGAAAGAGCUGCUCUCCCUCGAUCAGAGCCAAAUCACAACCGUCAAUUCGUCGUUGUCGUUUGGGUUGUAUUUAGCGCUCCUUCCUGGCAUCUUCUACGACUUGUAUGGCGCGCGAGCCACUACGGCCGUCGCUGGGGUCUUAAUGCCUCUUCUCUUCCUCUCUGCAUAUGCGCAGUCCUCGACUACUGCAUCGUCCUCCAACGGUCCGCCGUCCGUCGCGCUGCUCUCCAUCACAUUCGGGUUGAUCGGGCUAUUGAGCCAAUUUGCAGGCAUUGCAUGCAUCACGGCGAAUGAAGGCAACUUUGGCGCGGCCCAUCGAGGCAAGGUGCUGGGGUUCCUCUUCUCUUGCUUCAGCGCCGGCGGGGCUGUCUUCGCCUACAUCUACCGCACGUACUUUGACCAGCGCGUGGCCGACUACUUUAUGUUCAUGGCUGGGCUCACGGUAGUCGUUUGCGCGCUGGGAGCUGUCUUCAUCCAUGCCAACCCGACCAAGACGACCUCCCAUCCUCCUUCGUCUGAAUCCGAAAGCCUCUUGCCGACAACCCCGCCAUCAUCAUCGUCGUCGGCGUCCAUCACAGGGCUCACCUUGCUCCGAGACUCCCGGUUCUGGUACCUGUUUGUGCCGACAAUGAUCGGAGUAGGCUCGGGGCUGCUCGUGAACGCGAACUUGGCCUUCAUUGUCCAAGCGCGCCUCGGCUCACCUGCCCUCGUUCCCACGCUGGUGUCGGUCUUUUCGAUCUGCAACGUCGGCGGCCGCGUCGCCGUCGGGUGGGUGUCGGAUGCGUCCGUCGGCAUCCUUUCGCGUGGCCACUUCCUUUCUGGCGGUUUGGCGCUCAUGGCGGCGGCGCACCUGAGUUUUCUGUGGGGCUCGCUGGACUCGCUUUACGUGUCGGUGGCGGCGGCGGGCAUCGCCGAAGGCUGCCUCUUUCCCACGUACUCGGUUCUCACGCGGGAACUGUUUGGCGCCGCGCACUUCGGCAAGAACUUUGGCUACAUGACGUUCGCCAAUGCCAUUGGGUUUCCGCUCAUCCUUGGUCCCCUCGCGUCGGCCUUAUACCAUGUGACCGCCACGACGUCCCCGUCCGGGGUUGAAAUUUGCGAAGGCCCUACCUGCUUCAAUCCAACCUUCCUCAUCUGUGCAGCGCUCAAUGCAGUGUCCUUGUGUGGGUCUGUCCAACUGCAUGCGUAGUUGUGAGGUACUACAUACACACUGGAUAAAUAAACGAAAAAGCAAUGCAGUUUUGGGUUGGUGCUGGUCGUUGCUGAUGGUACGAAGGGGACAUGUGCCAGAGGUAAAGUUAGAUAACCUCAU
Aphanomyces astaci is the source of this 1451-nucleotide messenger RNA. RefSeq lists its product as hypothetical. The record is from RefSeq and is a predicted model, not a curated record. The coding region runs from base 24 to 1328 and encodes 434 amino acids. Gene Ontology annotation, cellular component: membrane. Lineage: Eukaryota; Oomycota; Saprolegniomycetes; Saprolegniales; Verrucalvaceae. The transcript has a single exon. Gene Ontology annotation, biological process: transmembrane transport. Gene Ontology annotation, molecular function: transmembrane transporter activity.